Messenger RNA from Klebsormidium nitens, 1928 nucleotides. NCBI's taxonomy places the organism in Eukaryota, Viridiplantae, Streptophyta, Klebsormidiophyceae, Klebsormidiales, Klebsormidiaceae. The record is from the annotation of a GenBank genome assembly.
CUACCAUAAGACCUUGGCGUGUGUUGUUUCUAGGCCGGAUCUCUGCCACUUGAAUGCAAGAGAAGAGCUGGAAUUGCAUGAAUCCAGAGGAGCACAGAGAAGCAGGGAUCCUCUUGGAUCCUCUGACAAAGUUUGUCUGCCACAAAGUUUCACUGGCACCUUUUCAUUUCUCAGAAUCAUUGCUGCGGGGCUAUACCACCACACCAGUUUUUGAAAAAGCAACUUUAGCAAUGAAGGGUGCCUUGAGCAGGAAGAAGCGGGGCGCCCCCAGCCGGGCGGCCGAUAAGCACGAGCUGUCUCUCGGAGAUGAGCUGACGCUAGACCCGGAUGAGAGGAGCAGAGCGGGGUCAAAGAGACCGUCCAAAAUGCGGAAACGACAGGAGGGUGGCGACUUUGUUGAGGAGAAAACGACGCAGAGGAUCCUGCAGGAGGCGCGCAAGCAGCAGGAGGAGAUGGAUCAGGAACGUGAUGAAGAGAUUGGGGUAGCUGCCACACGACGAGCGUUUGGGGCAGUAGAGACGAGCCGGCUGGAUAGCGAUACCGAUGAGGAGGACGAGCACCGGGAGGGCUUGUUCUCAGACACGGAAAGCCAGUACGAGGAAGCGGUGGAAGUAACGGACGAGGACGAGCGCGCCCUCGCUGCAUUCAUGAGCGCAGGGGCAGCCCCGCACCGCACGCUUGCGGACAUCAUCAUGGAAAAGAUCCAGGAGAAGGGGCAAGAGCGAGGCCUUGUGGUGGAUCAAACGGAGGAGGAAGAGGCAGGGCCCCGGAUACCGGGGCUGGAUCCAAAGGUGGUCGAGGUGUAUACGGGAGUGGGGAAACUGCUUAGCCGGUAUCGGUCUGGAAAGGUGCCCAAAGCGCUGAAAAUCGUACCCAACUUGGCCAAUUGGGAGGAGAUACUGUACCUUACGGAGCCCGAGAAAUGGUCGCCGGGCGCAGUCUAUCAAGCGACCAGGCUCUUCGCCUCGAAUCUGAACGCGAAGAUGGCACAAAGGUUUUACUCCCUCGUCCUCCUCCCCCGGUUGCGCGACGACAUCGCCGAGCAUAAGAAGCUGCACUUCGCCCUUUAUCAGGCGCUAAAAAAGGCUGUUUACAAGCCGGCCGCCUUCUACAAAGGCAUUCUGCUGCCGCUGUGCGCUUCCGGCACGUGUACGUUGCGGGAAGCGGUCAUCGUCGGAAGCGUGCUGCAAAAGGUGUCGAUACCCGUGCUGCACUCGAGCGUGGCGCUUCUGAAGAUCGCACAGAUGCCUUACUCCGGGACGAACAGUUACUUUUUGCGGUUGCUGCUGGACAAGAAGUACGCUCUCCCGUACCGGGUCCUGGACGCGCUGGUGGCCCACUUCGUUAACUUCCAGGCCGACGACCGGCAGCUGCCCGUCGUGUGGCACCAAGCUCUGCUGUGCUUCGUGCAACGGUACAAGAACGACUUGGACGAGGGCGACAAGCAGCAGCUGAGGCGGCUGAUGCAGAAGCACAGCCAUUACCAGGUCACACCAGAGAUCCACCGGGAACUCGCCAACAGCAGCUCGCGUGGGCAGAAGCUCCCGGGGGGUGCCCCCCGGGCUGCGGUGUCUCAGGUUCCAAUCUCCAAGGAGGUGAAAAUGCAGGAGGACUUUAGGGACCUACCGGACGUUCACGUCAUGGACGAGGACUAUUAGGCGUCGAAGAGUGAACAGUUAUCCGACAGCGUUUGCAUGGGAAUGACGUCAGUACGCCUACAGAGAUAGUGGCAUCUCCCCAGUGGGUCUGAGGACGAGCAUGUGCAGCUAACAUUGCCGCAAGCCGUGCGGUGUGCAUUGCCUGCGAGAUCUUUUGAAGGCUAUCAUCUUGUAUACAAACCAGUGCAGUGAGACUGAGCCACGCAUGCAUUGUUGUGACGGGAGCGUGGGUAAAACGUACCCCAAUACACUCGGUGAUACGCUGACGGC